This is a messenger RNA of Exophiala bonariae, 423 nucleotides long. RefSeq lists its product as uncharacterized. Gene Ontology annotation, molecular function: DNA binding. Gene Ontology annotation, cellular component: cytosol; nucleus. The transcript is spliced from 3 exons. NCBI's taxonomy places the organism in Eukaryota, Fungi, Ascomycota, Eurotiomycetes, Chaetothyriales, Herpotrichiellaceae. The coding region runs from base 1 to 423 and encodes 140 amino acids. The record is from RefSeq and is a predicted model, not a curated record.
AUGGCAGAUGACGAGCUAGCCCAGAUUAGAGCCGCCCGGCUCGCCCAGUUAAAACAACAAGGUGGUGGUAGAGGUGGAGGCCCAACUGGAGAUGGGGGUCACGACGAUGAUCAAAAGAAGCAAGAAUCCGAAGCACGGUCCUCCAUCCUCCACCAAAUCCUCGAACCCGAAGCCCAGGAUAGGUUAGGCAGAAUUCGUCUGGUCAAGGAAUCGCGAGCCACCGAUGUCGAGAACAGACUCAUAACACUCGCCCGCUCAGGUCAAUUGCGGUCCAAAGUCACCGAAGACCAACUCAAGGACAUGCUAGCCAGUCUCUCGGAACAUGAAAAGCAGUCAGGACAAACUCUAGAAAGCGUCAAGGUUGUGCGAAGAGGAGGGUGGGAUGACGAUGAUGAUCUUGACGACCUCUUGAAAGAUUCAUGA